AUGUCGUCUUAUCAUACUUAUCAUCAGAUAUCCAAGUCUCCGGCUUACUCCUAUAAGCUCGUUCAGCUUCCUCCAGAUAUCCUUGAGUAUAUGAGAAGCUCUCCCAACAAUGACUUACUCAUCAAGGCCCCUACCCAUACCAAUAAUGAAUUGGUAAUGUGUACUCAGGAUUCAACUUGGAAAUUAAGACAAAUGAAUCAUUCUAAUACGGUAUUGGUUCUCAACAACAUGAAUGUUAAUAAAUUAAACCAUCAGCUAAAGCACGUAGUUCCGUGCGAUAAAAAUAAAGCAAUCAAUAACAAAUUAUUAGGAUUGACCAAUUGUUCUUUUGAAUAUGAAUUACUGAAAUCUCAGGGGUAUAUUGAAAUAUCAAAUCUACCUUCGUAUAAUGGCUCCCCGUUAAACGUUCCUUCUAAUCAAAUGGUAUCGGUGACAAAAUUAAUCAAUGAUUCUCCAAUCUCUUUAAAUCAAUUCUAUAACGAAUGGUAUUCCAAUAGAGGUUGCGAAAUCAACGGCCAAGCAGUGUUACUCCUGGCCCAGUUCACCACGGAGGUUUUGCAAACGUUGAUUCCAAUACUCAUAAGUAAUCAAAUCUCAUAUACUGAAGAUUCUUUCAACAUUGAAUUGAACCAAAUUGUUUCUCUAAUGCAAAACCAAAAUGAUACCUAUAAUAAAGAGAUCGUGCUCACAAUGCUCCACAAGUUUGGCUUUCAAAAUCCCGAUAGCCCAACCUCGUUCAAAUUAAAUAACCUCGAAAUCUCAAAAUGGUUUGGUAUUCAAAAUUUACUUUCCUCAGCUAGUGCUACUUCGAUUCAACCAAAACAACUCUUGAUCAAUUGGAAAAGUUCUUUCCCUCCUUUCUACAACAUCCCAAUCGACUUGAAAGAUUUAAGAGGCUACUACUGUCGUCCUUUGAAAGAUCAAAUCCAGUAUUUAGACCCUUCGGUCUUGACUGAUAAGGAUAUCAGUGCUCGAGCAAAAGACCUAUUCAAGGUGGUGAAAGAAUGGGACUACGACGAAUUCUUACCCUUCAUUCAACACUUGAUUCCUUCAGGGAAGAAAACAGACUCGGUCAUCUUGAAAUUCGCCCGUAAGAAAAGAGUCGGGAAGAAUAAAUUCAUGGUUACUCCAAGAUAG
Messenger RNA from Hyphopichia burtonii NRRL Y-1933, 1137 nucleotides. RefSeq names its product Dcc1p (gene DCC1). Gene Ontology annotation, cellular component: nucleus; chromosome, centromeric region; chromatin. The record is from RefSeq and is a predicted model, not a curated record. Gene Ontology annotation, biological process: maintenance of mitotic sister chromatid cohesion; mitotic sister chromatid cohesion. The transcript has a single exon. Lineage: Eukaryota; Fungi; Ascomycota; Pichiomycetes; Serinales; Debaryomycetaceae. Bases 1 to 1137 code for a protein of 378 amino acids.